This is a messenger RNA of Anopheles maculipalpis, 939 nucleotides long. RefSeq names its product PHD finger protein 7-like. The transcript has 2 exons. Bases 1 to 939 code for a protein of 312 amino acids. The record is from RefSeq and is a predicted model, not a curated record. Gene Ontology annotation, cellular component: nucleus. NCBI's taxonomy places the organism in Eukaryota, Metazoa, Arthropoda, Insecta, Diptera, Culicidae.
AUGAAUGAAACAACCCAGUUUAAUGUAAGCUAUUGCACGGAUCCAACAUUUAAGCUGGAUGUCUUAAAGAAUGCGUGCAACGAAAAGUGUGAUAUCUGCUGGCUGGUCGCAAACAACCCGUUGCGCUACGGUGAAUUUAUCGAGAAAACGUACAACAAAAAUCAGAAAAUCCGCGUACAUUACUUUUGUUUGCUUUCCGGUACUAAUAUCGCACAAAAUGGGUCCGCACAUGAAGGCAUCGCUGGGUUUCGGAUAAACGACAUCAUCAACAGCCAUGCCGAGUAUCGCAAUAAACAAUGUGCCUACUGUUCCCGUCCAUCGGCGGCAAUCGAAUGUGCUCAACCUGAGUGUGUGCGCCGUUUUCACUACAUUUGCGGCUACAACAAUGGUUGCUUGACGCAGUUUCGCAACCAAAUGCUUUCCUACUGCCAUAAGCAUUUACCCAAGCUGUACCAUAAGCCCAUUAAUACAAGGGGGCGAGAAUGUGAUAUUUGCUUCAAUGAUUUACCGCUGGUAACAGAAGCUGACUACAAUCCGGUAGCGAUCGUACGAACCCACUGCGACAAGGUGUGUUCCGAUGGGUUUUUUCACCGUGAGUGUGUUCAGCGGUUCGCCUACACUUCGGGUUACAAUUUCAAGUGUCCUUUGUGCUGGAAUAAGUGUUUUCGCCGACAUGCGGCUGACAGUGGAAUCUUCAUACCGCAACGAGAGUCGGCCUGGGAACGGGAACCGGGAGCAUUCAAGGAUCUGCACAAACGCAAAUGUACCGCGGACAGGUGUGUAUUGGUAAAUUCGCGUAACAAAGCGGACGUGUCGCAAUUGGUAGGCUGUAAGGUAUGCGGUGGACGGUUGAUGCAUAAGGUUUGUUCGGGAGUGUCCAAUCCUAGCGAAUAUCUUUGCAGUGCUUGCAAGGAUGAAUCAUUUGCAAAUUUGGUAUGA